AUGGACUCAACAAAGAAAUGUGACCUCAAUUGCACUAUUUUGCUCAGUAGUGUGAACAACCAGGAGCUCAAGUAUCCCUCGUUUCCGCGAGAAGAUCAGAUAUCCUCAAACACUCGUGACGUGCAAACCAUGGCCAGCCACACAAACACACAAGCUGACAUCGCGAACGAUUUCUCGUCGUAG
Pochonia chlamydosporia 170 is the source of this 183-nucleotide messenger RNA. RefSeq lists its product as hypothetical. Bases 1 to 183 code for a protein of 60 amino acids. NCBI's taxonomy places the organism in Eukaryota, Fungi, Ascomycota, Sordariomycetes, Hypocreales, Clavicipitaceae. The transcript has a single exon. The record is from RefSeq and is a predicted model, not a curated record.